Molecule: messenger RNA, 2077 nt
Organism: Pocillopora damicornis (cauliflower coral)
Lineage: Eukaryota; Metazoa; Cnidaria; Anthozoa; Scleractinia; Pocilloporidae
Product: protein AAR2 homolog
Biological process (GO): spliceosomal tri-snRNP complex assembly
Source: RefSeq, a predicted model, not a curated record
CAUGGCGGACGUAAUGAUAGCGUUUCUGGAGCUGAACAGUUUGUUUUAGGGAGACUUGCCUACUGUUCAGUUUUUACUCCCGUAGAAAUAUUUAAGAUUACUUAUUUGAUGUUUGCUUACAUGGAGAGGCCAUUUUAAAUAGCUCAAAUGGAUCCUGAAGUUGCGAAUCGCCUCCACAAGGAAGGCGCGACCCUGAUAGUUUUGGACGUUCCCGAAGGCACCGAAUUCGGCAUUGAUUACUUUUCAUGGAACGUUGGUCCACGAUUUAAAGGAGUAAAAAUGGUUCCACCCGGGAUUCAUUUUAUAUACUACAGCGCAGUAGCUGGUGGAGGAGAAAGUGCUGCGAGAACGGGCCUAUUUCUAUUCACAAAGUGUCAAGAUAUCUUUGUUAUGAAAUGGGAUCCAAGCAGUGAGGAUGUGAUUCAAGUGGUUUGUAAUGAAGAAGAAUUAACAAGAUAUAGGCAAGGUUUACAAGAUUUGGAUUCUUUUCUUGGUCCCUAUCCUUAUGAACACUUGAAGAAAUGGGUCUCCUUGACCAGCCAUAUAACUAAAGAUUUACUAGAUAGACUUCAACCUGUAUGCAAAAAGAUUUCUUCAGCAACUGAGCUUCCCCAACAGCCAUUGCAUACAAGAGCAAAGCCUUCAAUGUGUGAGGACACCAUUUCUUCAUUUGCGCAUGAUCCAGAUUCUGUGAUAAGAUUUUCAGAGAUUCCCAAACAGAAGUUCCCAGAGGGUGCCUCUCCAGCAGAAAUUAGCAAACACAACAUGGACAAUAGUUAUGUUCUUGGUAACAUGAUCAGUGGCAUGAAAGACAGAAAGGAAAUUGUUGGUGAACUUCAGUUUGCCUUUGUGUGUUUCCUUGUUGGCCAAGUGUAUGAUGCAUUUGAACACUGGAAAAGACUUCUCAAUCUGCUGUGUAGUUGUGAUGAAGCUUUGUCAACUAACAGUGAGAUAUUUGAUGCCUUGAUAGGUGUGUUGCAUUUUCAAGUGCAAGAAAUUCCAAAAGAUUUCUUUGUGGACAUUGUGUCAACCAACAAUUUCCUUACCACAACAUUGCAGGUGUUUUUCUCCAACAUGGAGAGUUCGACGACUGCGGAUAAAAAGUUAGUGGACAAGGCGCGGCGAUUUCGGCUUCAUCUAACCAAACGAUUCAACUGGGAUUUUGAGAGCGAGCCGGAGGAGUUUGCACCAGUUGUGGUUGAAACAUGAUGUGUAAACACCGCUUGUACUGAAAUCGGUUCGGAGCUGGAUUACACUGGUGAAAAAUUUGUCAUCAGCAGUGAAUGUAAACUUUUUUUUUUCUUUGUUGGGCCGUCAGGAAAACCGUCAAAAGGUCACAAAGUCAUUCCCUUGUUUAUGUUAAAAACUAGAGGGUUCGCUGGUUUUCCAGGAAUAGCGAUUGGGACGGCAUAAGGUGUGUGCGUUGAAGAAGGGAAUCAUCUCGAUUGAACUACCGCAGUGCUUGCUAUUACAAACCUGCAUUGCCUAGCGCGCACACCUGCAGCCAGCGAGCUGUAGAUUUGCUCUAGAGGUAUUCGCGAUGGCAAAUAUACUAGACAACAAAGCGCUACCUGUUCAAUUUUCCCUGCGUGCCUGGCUGGCGUGCUCUGGAUAAAAAAAUCUCUCCCACUUCAAUGAGUGUCUGCGACAUGGCUACUGUUUAUAUGGAUAUUACUCGUGAUAUUUUUUUUUUUAACACAAAUCUGAACGCCAUCAUCAUAAAAUUCUGGCCGUGCUCUUACUGGCAAUAUCAGUCAAAAUUUAUACCUCUGAUUUAAGUGUUUAACUGUGAAGCGGUGUUCAUUCAAAGUAAUGAAACUUUCAACAGCCCACUUAAACGGCACGUGCCCUAAAAGAAGUAUGUCUGCUUUUUCUGUGAAUAGGAUUCUUUUAUUUCCUUUUCUCAUCUUAAACUAUGAUAGAUUCAAAACCGUGAUGAAGAAAGGAAUUAGUAAAUGAGACAACUAUUUUUUUUUUCUUUUUACCGCAAAAGUCAUCGUGUACCAUGAAAUUCCAGACCCAGUACUCUACAGUAUAGUGAAACUCUCAGUAAAAAAAAGCUCCACGUUCGACUGGA